AUGCAUCAAGAUCCCAAUGACACUAUGCAGUCAGAUAUACCCCCCACGCAACCUAUCGUGGAACCAGACCCCAAGCAUCCAUCCCAGCCCUCAACACGCACCCCAGAAGCCAUGGAGCAGACAUCCGAGUCCCCUAAACGCACCCCAAAAGCCAUGGAGCAGCCAGCUGAGCCCCCCAAGCGCACCUCAGAAGCGACAGGACGAACUUCAGAAGCCAUAAAGCCCAGUUCACAUCCCGCAAAGCCCACCUCCUCAACGUUGAACGACUCACCCUUCACACCACUGUCGAUGCGAGCUCUCUACUACACCCCAGACGGAUUAGACAGCGAGACACCCGACGGAAUCCCAGAAGGAGAAAUCAGCGAAGCCAUUUCACCCGACACAAGCACAACCAUUAUCCGCCAGAAAGGAACAAACCUCGUCUUCGACGCUGGUUUCCCAACCCCACAGCCCUCCGCUCAGCAAUACCUGCUGAAGAUCACCACAGCCGCCUUUUGUCACGACGAGAUCCGUCUCGCCAAACUCCUCAACCCCCCAAACACCACGCCGCAGAUUCCACUCCACAGUCUUUGCGGGACAGUCAUCAGCACGCCGCGCGAAGAUGACGAGCGGGAAGAAGGCCCCAAAUUCAAAAUUGGAGAUAUAGUCUUCGGCGUAGUGAGCUAUACUCGUGACGGCGGAGCUGCAGACUAUGCAAUCGCGACCGAGGGCGAACUGGCACUGAAACCAGACAAUAUCACUGUUGCUGGGGCAGCGGCGCUUGCGUUGCCGGCGUUGACAGCCUGGCAGGCGCUUUUCCGGUAUGCUGGGCUUGAUCCCGAUGUGCCUGGCGGACUGAGCGAGGUGGAUGAUGAGUUUGGGAACGGUGGGAAUAGGGUGGGACGGUGGCUCUGGCAGCGUCAACAACGCCGUGAGUCCGUGCUAGGUAGCAAGGAUUAUGGCUACGGACACCGCAAAAGCACAGUCUCUGGUAACGGCGGCAUGCUGAAUAAUACUACCAGUAGGACUGGCAGCAGAUCUGAGAACGGGCGUUGGGUUUGGCAGUGGAAUCGCCCCGGCUCUACACCCAACGGCAAUGGCUCUGGCACGACCAGUGGCAAUGGUGACGACAUUGACAACAUCCCUCCUGCUGCUAAAGCAGUCAAUCCCAAUGUCAAUCCUAAGAAUGUGCGUCGCGAGAGCCUAAUCAGUCUCGUUAGCGGUAAUCCCAGUGGUAACAGAACCAUGCCUCGCGCUGCCAGCACAAUCGACCCUAAUCCCAAGAGUACUGUCCGCCGCAAUAGUUUGAUCGGUCUGAUCAAAGGCAACACCGACGCGCCAACCACUCGCGCUGCCAGCACAGUCGAUCCAUCUAGCGGUGCCGAAGCCAAUGGAAAUUCGCGCCGCGCCAGCCUGGUCGAUCGAGUCACCGGCAACGGUAGCUCUGGACGGCGCAGUAGCCUGCUAGGAAGUAUAAUUGGUAGCACGAAUUCCAAUGGCAACGGGAACAAAAAACCGCCCAAGAUCCGAGUGCUCGUCACUAACGCCCGUGACAAUGAUAUCGGCCGGAUCGCGGUGCAGAUCCUGCGAGCUGAUUCGCUCUUCCCCAAGCCCGUCCGGCCAUGGAUCUGUGUAACCUGCACGCAAGUUGAAGCCGAAAUUAUUGAGAAGGACUGGGAAGUGGACGAGAUAGUCAUCAUCCCGCACCUCCCAUCGCCAGAGGAGUGUAAUAUCGAGAAGGUGUUCCGCACACGCCGCUGGGAGCCCGUUGAUAUUGUGCUCGACUGUGCCGGCGGCGAAGUAUUCCGAGCCGGUCAUGCUGCUGGUGUGGUUAAGGACUACGGGGCUGUGUUGACUGUUGUGGAUGGCCAAGUUGCGCAACAGUCUCCGCUUGUUCCUGAGAAUGAUGUGCUGGGUGAGAAGAAGCGUGGAAUUAAGAGUCGGUUUGUGCCUGUUAAUCCUGAUGGGCCGGCUAUGGAGCGGAUUGCGGAGUUGGUGGAGGAGAGUCUAGUGCGUGGGAGGGAGAAUACAAUUGUUGAUAUAGCGCGUGCGGCUGAUCUUUUGGCUUCUGGGGCUGCUGGGACGGCGGGGAGUCGGCGUGGUGGGAUGGUGGUUGUUAGGGUUAAUAACAUUGCCAAUACUUAG
Messenger RNA from Penicillium verrucosum, 2124 nucleotides. RefSeq lists its product as uncharacterized. NCBI's taxonomy places the organism in Eukaryota, Fungi, Ascomycota, Eurotiomycetes, Eurotiales, Aspergillaceae. The record is from RefSeq and is a predicted model, not a curated record. The transcript has a single exon. Bases 1 to 2124 code for a protein of 707 amino acids.